UUUGGCCUUCUUAUUUCUCUACCUUUCCUCCUUCCUCCCUGCUUUUCUGUGUGACGCAAGGCAGUGCCCGCUCAGAAACCUGCUAGCCUAGCUCCGAGGCUGGCACUGGGGAACUCCAGCUAGGCUGGGCGGCCUCGCCUUUCUUCGAUUCCUUUCCUCCACCCCCACCCCCCAACCCUGCCAUGGAGACACUUCCCGGGCCGUCCCGGCUGCCUCGCUGGAUUUCGGCCCAUCGCACCCUAGAGAAAGCUCUCCAGGGCUUGGCGAAGUUGCAGCACCUGGUGGGGCAGCCUCGCCUGGGCCUCCGCAACAGCCCCCCUCACCUGCCGUACCUCCUGCCCCAGACGCACCAACACCUGAGGCUUGUUCGGGAACACUACGGGGCAGGUUUGGCCCAGCUCUGGGAAGAAACCUACUUUCGGGUCUUCCUCACCAACCUACUAGAGAAGAUCAAGCAAGCCACGAGGCUCUUCAAGAGGGAGAAGGAGGAGAUCUUCCAGGAGGGCUCGGCUGCCAGGAGGAACCUCACCAAGCUGUCCCUGAUUUUCAGCCACAUGGUGGCCGAACUACAGGCUCUGUUCCCCGAUGGGCAGGACCGCGGCAGCACCUACCAGCUCAGCAAGCCCGAGGCCCAGACCUUCUGGAGGGAGACAUGGGGUUCAAGGAGCCUCGUAACCUGGUCUGAAUUUCGAGAAGGACUCCAUCGGGUCCACCCCGUGGAUCCUGGCCCAAUGGCCUUAGCCCUGAGAUCCACCAUCGACCUCACCUGCAAUGGGCACAUCUCCGUAUUCGAGUUUGACAUUUUCACCCGCCUCUUUCAGCCUUGGCCGACACUGCUCAAGAACUGGACGUACCUCGCGGUCACGCACCCGGGAUACAUGGCGUUCCUCACCUACGACGAAGUGAAGGCACGCCUGCAGGCUUACACCAACAAGCCCGGCAGCUAUAUUUUCCGCCUCAGCUGCACCCGGCUUGGCCAGUGGGCCAUCGGCUACGUGACGGAAGACGGGAGCAUCUUGCAAACCAUCCCACAGAACAAGCCCCUCUUCCAGGCGCUGAUUGACGGACGCAAGGAGGGCUUCUAUCUGUAUGCUGACGGGAAGAAUGCAAAUCCGGAUCUGGCAGAGUUGACGGAAGUGUCAUCCCAAAACCGAAUCCAGGUCUCGCAAGAGCAGUUUGAACUCUACUGCCAGGUGGGCUCCACCUUCCAGCUCUGCAAGAUCUGCGCCGAGAAUGACAAGGAUGUCCGGAUCCAGCCUUGCGGGCAUCUUCUCUGCCGGGGCUGCCUCAACACAUGGCAGCUCUCCGAAGCUCAUACCUGCCCCUUCUGUCGCCGGGACAUCUGGGGCCACGAAGACAUCCUCAUCGACAGCUACAAAGAAGACAACGCUGGCCUGGAGGACGAGGGGGACGAGGGGGAUUUGGAAGACGUGGAGGCGGUGCUUCGGGAACUGGCCGUGAUGCGCCAGGGGAAAGAGCUCCAGGCAGCAAAUGCUGUGUCGUCUCCGUGCGACACCCCCCAGUUGCAAACCCCGCCAGUGCCGCCUCGGCUAAACAUGCAGGGGCAGAAGAAUAUCCCCCUACCCAGUCCUGACUACCAGGCCUCCUCCUCCGGCCACUGGAUGCUUCAUCGGCCCUUGCCAAGUCUCCCCCAGGGCAGCCCCCCUUCAGCAGCGCCUUGGGACACCCUGGCAACUUCUCCGUUUCCUAGGGGGGAGCAGCUGACCUGAUUGUGGCUGAGACGGCAGCGGAGACGGCUGAUGCCAUCUGCAACGCACAAUCUGCUCCGCUGGAAGGUACCCCUGUCCCUCCGCCUCCGGCAUCCCAUCGCCAGCCUGGAUUGCAUCCGUUGGGGGCAGCAGCCAUGCAAGACUGAACUCUCCAUCUCACUGGUUGUCACCCACUCUGCAGCUCCCUGUUUGCCAGGGGGAAAGACGGGCUUGCUCCUCUUCAACUCUUUGCCUCGCAGCCUUGAACUGCACGGACUUCCCCUGCUAAGGAGGAAGGAAGCCGGCGCGACAGAGCCAAGUGGGUCCUGGGUGCCUUUUCAGACUGGUACCGGUUUUCCCAGGAGAACGGCACAACCUGCGCAAACCACAUCGCACAGACAGCCACUCCUGCCAGCAGAAAGUUGCUCAGCACUCAAAGCAUCGUUGCUGGGAAACAGCGGUUUCCCGCUCCUGCCAAUGCGUCACAAGAGCUUCCUCCUUUCCUUGUGAGAAUGACAGUGGUGCUCAUGCCACUGGCUCUGACUGGACAGUGUCCAUGCCGUCAUCGCCAUGUCCCAUUCCUUGCCUAGCUGCGUCAUUGUUUGGCAGGCUGCUGGUUUUUGUAAAUUGCUCUGGUGCCUUUUCCCCCCUUUUGGGAGCAUACUCAGAAGGAAGGGUCAAAUUUUUUUCCCCCAGACCUUCUGAGGCCAGGAUUGAAUCUGGCCUGUGUUACGAGUGGUAAAGAGUUAGUUUUGGUUAGCAUUUCAAGCUAGCUGUGUGUGCAUGAUGCUUUUCUUGGUUGGAUGGAUGCUAUAUUAGCCACAUCCACAAGGUGGUGUCAACACUCAAGUGAUAGAGGCAGUGAAUACCACAAGUUCAAGUUCGAACUUGUGUAUACACACACACACACACACACACACGCUUGUGCACUUCUAGGGCAUUUCCAGACUACGGCUGCUUCCAAGUGGGAUUCAUUCUCAUGCCUGCAAAUUCAGGUUGCACUUCUAAAGACGAUUGGGCUGCUGUUUUGCAGCAGACCUGCUUCCCCCAAAAUCAGAUUUUAUUGCAAUAUGGAAAAUGAUGGAAAAAAAUGUCCUUGUAAAGUGUGAGAUGAGAAUUGCUUGACCUGACAUUGUGCAAACUCCCCUCAAAGAAAUCAGAAUGUAUACUCAGUAAAUAUAAAUGUCGUCUAACCUCCCUGCAAACCUUGUGCAAACAAAUCAGAAUGAAAGUGUAAUAAACAGGUCGCCUGGAAGCGACCGGAGGCUCCUUUCAGAUUUUUAAA
Molecule: messenger RNA, 2994 nt
Organism: Lacerta agilis (Sand lizard)
Lineage: Eukaryota; Metazoa; Chordata; Lepidosauria; Squamata; Lacertidae
Gene: CBLC
Product: Cbl proto-oncogene C
Exons: 11
Coding region: 183-1730 (515 amino acids)
Biological process (GO): negative regulation of epidermal growth factor-activated receptor activity; cell surface receptor signaling pathway
Cellular component (GO): plasma membrane; membrane raft
Molecular function (GO): receptor tyrosine kinase binding; phosphotyrosine residue binding; ubiquitin protein ligase activity
Source: RefSeq, a predicted model, not a curated record